Messenger RNA from Micropterus dolomieu (smallmouth bass), 5328 nucleotides. RefSeq names its product phosphatase domain containing paladin 1a (gene pald1a). NCBI's taxonomy places the organism in Eukaryota, Metazoa, Chordata, Actinopteri, Centrarchiformes, Centrarchidae. The transcript is spliced from 23 exons. The record is from RefSeq and is a predicted model, not a curated record. Bases 321 to 3065 code for a protein of 914 amino acids.
UCAUUCACAUAGCAAAAUCCUUUUCCUUGUAAAUUUCCCGAGAAAGGACAAAAAUAAUCAAUGGAUGUUCUUUCCAGUGGGAUAAACAGAAAGCGGUGCACCACGGCUACAACCUCCACAUCGGACGAACCGAGCUUGGAAAACGCGCUUUGCUAAGGGGCCAAGACGCCUUUUUUCAUCUACCGUGAGCUGAAAUGAACAUCAGAGUCUUGGCUUGCAUUGCUGCUGCAGGAAGGAAGGAACAGGUAUACCAUGACUGGACACUGUUGGCUUUGUUCUUGCUUCAUACAGCCCGCAGGAUGAAAUAGGACACUCAGUGCAUGAAGAGUUGGUCUGACCUCAGGGUUACGACUACAAGAGAGAAUCCAGCACCUCUCGGAUGGUGGACUGAUCAGCUGAAUGUCAGCUGCUUGUGGAGCAUGGGUACAACUGCCAGUGCCGCACCACAGCCUGUUUCUGUAGCGUCGCCGCUUGAGAGUGUCCAUGGCAACGGGAUGGCCGACAGCAGGCAGUCUCUUAGCAUGAGCCCCUUUCAGACAGUCAACAUCCACAACAACAAGGCCAAGUCCAUUAUCACCAACAAAGUCGCACCUGUUGUCAUCACGUAUAAUUGCAGACAGGAAUUUCAGAUUCAUGAUGAAAUCCUCAAGACCAACUACAAAGUCGGUCGGAUAUCGGACGCCAUGCCCGAGCACUACCUGGUGCAGGGGGAGUACUUCAUGGUCCAGGAUGUGUACAGCAAGGCAGAUGUCCUCAACACCACAGGCAGCUAUGGAGCACCCAACUUCCGUCAAUUGAAGGGGUCCUACCCGCUGUAUGGGAUGGGUCAGCCGAGCCUGAACGGUUUCAAACAGGUUCUUCAGAGGCUCCAGGCCCAGGGACACGAGGAGGUUAUAUUCUUCUGUGUAAGAGAGGAGCCGGUGGUUUUCCUGCACAAGGAGGAAGACUUUGUGCCGUACACCCCCAGGAGGAAGGAAAACCUCCAUGAGAACCUUCAUGGCCUGGAAAAGGAGGAGCUGGUGGAGAGUCUUGAGCUCACCAUCAGGAAGGAGCUUCACGACUUUGCCAAGCUCAAUGAAAACAUCUUCUAUGUCUACAACGACAUUGAGUACUUCAAAGACGAACCGCAGAAGAUCUCCAUCACGUGUGAGGAGGACAUCCAUGUGACUGAAGAGGUCUAUAAGAGGCCUAUGUUCACCAUGCCAGCCUACAGGUACUACAGAUUACCACUACCAAUGGAGGGAGCCCCAUUGGAAGAAGACUUUGACGCAUUUGUUAACAUACUCCGGUCUGCCUCUCCUUCUAUAUGUGCUAUUUACCAGGAGAGCACCAGCUUGUCUCUGGGCCAGGAUGCGUCCCGGCGGCUGCCUGCUCUUCUCUUCAGCUGCCAGGUGGGCGUCGGUCGCACCAACCUAGCCAUGAUCCUGGGCACUCUGGUCAUGAAUCGCCUAAGGGGUGACUCACAACCGCCGCAUCAAGUUGAGGAGGCAGCUGCUUCAGAGCCCAAACCACUGUUCAAGGUCAUCCAGUCUUUGAUCAGCAAACUGCCUAAUGGACAGCAGGUCAUGGAGGAGGUUGACCAGGCUAUUACUCUGUGUUCAGAAAUGCACAACAUAAAAGAAGCAAUAUAUGAGAACAAGAGUAAGCUGGAAGGAAUUGGAGAAGAUUAUCAAAUUCAGGGAAGCAGUACCAAAGACUACUUUCUCACCAGAACCAUGCAGAGCUUGGAGCGCUACUUCUACUUGCUUGUAUUUAAUGCAUACCUUCACGAACAGUAUCCUCUUGCCUUUGUGUUCAACUUCAGCCAGUGGAUGUGCUGCCACCCGUGGCUGUACAGGUUACUGGCCUGCAUGGACCUAUCAGAGCUCUCGGCCCCGGCAGAGCUGGUCACCAGAGGAGCUCGCGUCCUGGUUGCUGAUGAGUGCUUGGCUCCGGACGUGCUCAGCACAGUGAAGGAGAUGAAGGCGGUCAACUUCAGACGAGUGCCCAAGAUGGCUGUUUAUGGAAUGGCUCAGCCGACAUCAGAGGCUACUGGAGCAGUUUUGGCCCAUCUGACGGAUGAGAAGAGGAAGCACAGCCAUGUGUUGUGGGUCAACUUGCAGGAGGAGCUGGUGCUUGAAGGGAAUGGUCAGAUUUUUACACCAAGGGAGCCCUCGUGCCUGGACCAGCACAUUCCUUUCCCAUCAUCCGACCCACAGCUAAUUGAGAAAGUGGAGACAUCCCUGAAAGAGGAGAUCCUGCGAUCUCAAAAGUGGCUCGAGGUGACACUGGAGCAGGAGAAACAGAUGAAGAUGUUUAAGAGCUGCCUGACGGUCCAGGAGAUCUUCAAUCAGCACAAAAGUUCCCACCAGGGCCUCAUCUACAAACGCAUCCCCCUGCCAGACUGCAGUGCGCCCAGGGAGGAGGAUUUUGAUAGGCUGUUGGAGGCCAUGAAGAGUGCCUUGGCUGAAGACUCUCACUCAGCCUUCGUUUUUAAUUGCUCCAACGGCAAAGGCAGGACCACGACCGCCAUGGUUGUCGCUGUUCUGACUCUCUGGCACUUUAAUGGUUUUCCAGAGUUUGGUGAUGAUGAGAUUGUGAGUGUCCCUGAUGCCAAGUACACAAAAGGAGAAUUUGAGGUUGUGAUGCAGCUGGUGCGUCUGAUCCCCGAUGGCCACAGGAUGAAGAGGGAGGUGGACAUGGCCUUGGACUCUGUCAGCGAGACCAUGACCCCCAUGCACUAUCAUCUGAGAGAGAUCAUCAUCUCCACAUACAGACAGAUAAAAAGUGGUAAGACGGAGAAAGAGAGUCAGCAGCUGCUGCUGUGGAGCCUGCAGUACCUGGAGCGCUACAUUUACCUCAUCCUCUUCAACACAUACCUGCAUCUAGAGAAGAAAAACUCCUGGCAGCGCUCCUUUACUGUCUGGAUGGAACAGGUGGCUGCCAGAGCCGGAGUUUAUGACAUCCUCAACCAGCUGGGCUUCUCUGAGUUUGAAAACCCGAGGGACACGCCACUGGCCAGGCUGCGCUGCCGCUGGCAACAGCAAAACAUUCAGUCACUUCCUUUCCGGGGGGAGUUCAUCUAAGAGAUGAUCACUGUGAAUGCACCAUGACAGUACUGUGCUUUUCAGAAUAAAAGACAUUGACAUUGUUAUGCCUUCUAUAUUCACCCUUGUAUUAUCCAUAUCUUCACUUCAUCUAUUGUUUGUGCUUUUUUUCAAACUCACUUGCGAUGUUAACAUUUUGUAGGUGUUUCGAUGUUGAUUCUUAGCAGAAUGUUGCUCCUAUAUUAGAAGUUGAUAUUUGUGCCUUUGCCUUGUUUAAUCAAUGGUAGAACAUAGUGUUAAUGUACUAAUAUUUUUUUUAUUGUUUUUUUAUUCUUUCUUUAUGAGUUCUCGCUUUUGAAGAUGAGAUAGCUUUUUAAAACUUCUGUUGGAACAAGACAAGAGUUAAAUGUUGUUAUGGAGGAGAGAAGCAAAUUCCACUGUGUUGUCAGACAGCAAUUUGGGGUCUGUGUCACAAGUGCUUGCUGUUUGCUGUGUGACCUGAUAUUUUUCUUGAGCCCUGUCUUUUUCUUUUCAGCACAGCUGUCAUCUGUGGCUGUGCUUUUGUUCAACUUGUGGUUUUACAUUUUUGAGAAGAUUCCCUGUGUACAUAUGAAAGCUGCUGUUAUUUAAUUGUUGAUGUUUCCUUGAGUUUUCUAACUCUCAUCAGUGUUUUUUUUUUUUUUUAGGGGAGUGUUGAGCAAGUUCCCGUUAAGUUUCUUUUGCUACAGUAUAAUGGCAGUAAAAUGUCCAUCUGUUGUACCCAUUUCUUUUUUAGAUUUACUUACAUGCCAUGGUACAGGUACUAACAUUACAGCAUGUCAGGAUUUUGUAUGUUAGUUUGAUUUUACUCUAAAGCUGUAAAUGUAUGUAUUUGUAAACAUUGGAGCAAUGAUGCUUAAGAAUUGUAAAUGUAUACAUUUCCCUGAGAUUCCUUUUAAGUCCCAUGAAAUGGUAACAUCCCUUCUUUAAUGUGAUGUGAAGAACUAAAGAUAUCAUCUUUUUAUUAUGCAUAUACUUCUUCCUUUUCAAAACUUGGGAACUGCAUUACCCACAAUGCAACUCAGCCAUAUACAGUUUAGUCUGAGGUUUUUGUUUGUUAUCCUAGUAGCAGCUAAUGUAGCCUCAAGCUGCUAGCUUCCAGCAGAGAUGAGGAGCAGCUACAGAGAUCUGGUAAGCUCACUUCUUUCUAACUCCACACUUCCCCCAGAUUUUCUCUACUCUUUCAAACUUGUAGUCUUCACCCCCAUCCUAGGCUAACUCAAGCGACAUCACUUUAUCAGACUUCACCUAGCACACUGUGGAGCCACAAAAUGCUUUAAACACCUUUUUCUUCACAUGUGCAGCAGUACUCCCCCAACACCUGUAAACAGACUUUGAUGUGUAAAAAAGUUCCCCUUUAAUCAGCUCGGCUCUCACAGACUUUACGGCCCCUGCCAGUAAACAGUUACCAUUUCUGUCACCAGUCCAUCAGCAGGAAUUAAAUUAUACAUGUGACUAUAACAUUUAUGGUUGGAAACAGCCAGGCUUGCAAAUACUUGGUGUAACUUGGGUUAAAAAGAACACUUGGUAUCAAUUGAUGAAGGAUAAAUAUACCCUUUAACAACUGCAGCUCAUGUUGGUGGCAUCAGUGGAAGGAGACAAAAGCUGCAUAUUUUGCUGUUCUGGACAAUAACUGUGUUGUCGGCAAAUCAGGGCAACAAUUAGAUCAUUGAUUUGUUAAACACAUGCCAAUUAUUGUUUAGUGUGCCUACGUUAACUUUUACUGUACAAUAUUUCUUCAAGAAUAACACUUUUUGUUUAAUUUUAUUAUUCUUUCAUUUGCUAAUAUGUCUUUUAGUUUUAAAGUAACUUGUAGCUCAGUGUGCUUUAAAAACAAUGAAUCCUGCCUUUAAACCAGAAAGAUAUAUUUCUACCAGAUGCCUGUCGUUAAUGUUUUUUUCUUUUGUCAAUGUAUCAGAACAUUUGCACUGUAUAUAAUAGAUUCAGACUAACUGAGCAAAAAGAUUGUGAUGAUUGAUAAUGAAAUUGAAAUAGCUUUUUUUUUUUUUUUUUUACUUUUGAGGAGAAUUGAUUACAAACACAUCUUCAUGUGACUUCUUAACACAAGAACAUACAUACACACACAUGUGCAGGUUGUAAUAACACCCUAGCAUCUUAGUAAGGCUAUGCUCUUAAUUUUAUGGGUUUUUUUAAAUGUUUUUUUUAAACAGGCAGUCAUCAUAGAGCCAAUGGUUAACCCUUUAUUCACUGUAUGUGCCAUUUAUUAUAUUUUUGGGGGCUAAAAUAAAUAGAUUUAACAGUG